AUGGCUUCAGCUUGCGUCAACAACAUCAGCGUUUCGCCGGAGAGCUUCCCGCCGCCGGGGACGUACUCCUCUUACGGCUGGCUAAGUCCUCGCAUCUCAUUCAGCCGCGAGGAUGCUCCGGCUAUUUCUCCUCCUCCUCCGCCUCCGCAGCAGCAGCAAGAUCUCCUACCGGACUUCGAGUUCCGCCUCGACGACCCCGUCGCCAUGCUCCCCGCCGACGAGCUCUUCUCCGACGGGAAGCUGGUGCCGAUGCAGGUCACGAGCUCGAAGCCUUGGUCGUCGACGGCAACUUCGGCGGAGUUGGAGGCGAAAUCUGGCCGGAGCGUGGAGAUGGAGCUACCUGGCGGGAUCAACAGUACAACUGACCAGUACUUGUUCUCGCCGAAGGCGCCUCGAUGUUCGAGCCGGUGGAAAGAGAUUCUGGGGCUGAGGAAGUUUUACCAGAACAACAGCUCCAAGGCGGCGUCGUUUCCUUCCUCGUCGUCUUCUUCAUCCUCUUCCUCGUCGUCUUCAUCCAACAAUAACCAGAAAUCAUUGAGGCAUUUCCUCCAUAGAAGCUCAAAAUCCUGCAACAGCUGCGGCAAUUCCUCUUCCAAUUCCUCGCUCGACGGUACCCUGAGUCUUCCAUUGCUGAAAUCAGACCUGGACUGUGACUCGUCGGUUUCCCUCUCUUCAUCCCGCUUAUCGCUCUCAUCCUCGUCAUCCAGCCACGAGCACGAAGAUCUCCCCAGACUCUCCCUCGAUUCGGAGAAGCCCAAUGCCGCUUCCAAUUUGAGCCUGACAUUCAACCCUUUGCAGAGUCCGAAUCCGUUCGUCCUCAACCGCAAUCAGAACCCGCCGAGGAUGAGAAUGGUGAAGCCGCGAGCCUCUGAAAUUGGAGGAGAAACCAGAGUCGGGAGAAGCCCAAUGCGGAGAACUACUACCGCCGCAGCAGCAGGAGGAGAGUCAGGCGGCGAGAGCAGGGGAGUCUCAAUAGACAGCCCGCGGCUGAAUUCGUCGGGUAAAAUCGUGUUCCAGAGCUUGGAGAGGAGUUCCAGUAGUCCAAGUAGCUUCAAUGGCGGUCCAAGGCACAAGCACAGAGGAAUGGAGAGAUCCUAUUCAGCUAACGUCAGGGUAACCCCCGUUCUCAACGUCCCCGUUUGCUCCCUCAUGGGAUCGUCCAAAUCCGGGUCAAUGUUUGGUUUCUUCUCUUCCUCCUCGCCCCAGAAGAGAGACGGCGGCGGGGUCAGCUACAACAGCAAAGGACAGCCCAGUUUUAGCAGAGGGAAUCGAGCAAUGGUGGAUCACAAGCUUAUUCACAAGCGAGAUGGGGUAACACCACAGUAA
This is a messenger RNA of Linum tenue, 1326 nucleotides long. NCBI's taxonomy places the organism in Eukaryota, Viridiplantae, Streptophyta, Magnoliopsida, Malpighiales, Linaceae. The record is from the annotation of a GenBank genome assembly.